CAGUAUUCGUGCUCAGUGGCGCCGCUGUUAGGCGUUACGUUACCGGACCUGACGUCCGAUGCUGAUAAAUCACAGAAUCAACACAUUCGCCUUAACGGGUCGUGCUCUCUGACAUUUGUGAAAGGGUCCGAAUGAUAAAAUGAUUCUCACGGUGAAGCCACUUCAAGGGAAGGAAUGUAGCCUGCAGGUCACAGAGGACGAAAAGGUGUCGACGGUGAAGGAGCUCAUCUCGGACCGUCUGAAUAUCCCCCCCGGUCAGCAGCGGCUGCUUUACAAAGGGAAGUCUCUGGCAGAUGAGCACCGGUUAAGUGAUUACUCCAUUGGAGCAGACGCCAAGCUCAAUCUGGUAGUGCGGCCCACGGGAGAAAGGGCAGGGACAGCCGGGGGCUCCGGAGGUGGUGGAGGAUGCGGCGGCGGGGUGUGGCAGGCCCUCUCUGUGGUGUUGGCCAGACAUUUCAGUCCUACGGAUGCAGCUAAGGUGCAGGAGCAGGUUAUCAAGGAUUACGAACGCUCCCUCCGGCAGCUCAGCCUGGAUGACAUUGAGCGUCUGGCCAGUCGGCUGCUGCACCCAGAGGCGGAGGGCAUGGACACCUCAUACAUGGACUAAGAAAAGUGCCCGUCUGGGGACAUGGGCGGCCUGCUUCGCUGGUCGACGAAGCUGGCUGGGAGGGGGGUCAGCGGCUGAAGUACAACUCCAUUUAGCCACCCUUGGUCACCCCUCUACGGUGGUCUUUACCAGGAUAAGCAAGAAAGGACUUACAUGGCACUGCAACAACUGGACAUGGCAUCACUGUUUGACCCAAGCCAGCGAUUCCCUUUCUUACACUCUGUAAAAAUGAAUAAAGGCAUAAGAAUUCACCUGCCACAAGCUAAUAUUUCACAUCUCUUCAGAUUAAAGUACUGCCGCUACUUUGAUGGACACUUACAAACACUCUCGCUCAUCCCUGUGUAGUAAAGUGGCAGGAAGACUAGCUAACGACAUCAGCGUGGACAUGAAAGCAGCCACUCUUUGGACUGAUUGAGAGAGACGUUUUUGUUUAGAGACAGGCGGUCUCUGUACGAUUAUACUGUAUGUAUGUUGUGUUUAUGUAGGUCAGCAUUAAAGGCAAAGGGGAUCUGG
Brienomyrus brachyistius is the source of this 1120-nucleotide messenger RNA. RefSeq names its product ubiquitin like 4A (gene ubl4a). Bases 140 to 607 code for a protein of 155 amino acids. The transcript has 4 exons. The record is from RefSeq and is a predicted model, not a curated record. NCBI's taxonomy places the organism in Eukaryota, Metazoa, Chordata, Actinopteri, Osteoglossiformes, Mormyridae. Gene Ontology annotation, biological process: post-translational protein targeting to endoplasmic reticulum membrane. Gene Ontology annotation, molecular function: protein binding.